Haliaeetus leucocephalus (bald eagle) is the source of this 532-nucleotide messenger RNA. Its product is annotated as histone lysine demethylase PHF8-like. Gene Ontology annotation, molecular function: transcription coregulator activity; histone demethylase activity. Lineage: Eukaryota; Metazoa; Chordata; Aves; Accipitriformes; Accipitridae. Gene Ontology annotation, biological process: protein demethylation; regulation of transcription by RNA polymerase II. The transcript has 4 exons. The annotation marks the transcript as partial. The record is from RefSeq and is a predicted model, not a curated record.
GUACUGGGAGACCUGAGGUGUGGGUCUCCCGCAGCUGCGUUGGGGUGGAGGAGGAGGCGGCGGCCGAGAUCGACCUCUACCACUGCCCCAAGUGUGAGGUGCUGCACGGCCCCUCCGUCAUGAAGCGUCGCCGGGGUCCGCCAAAGCCUCCGGAGGUGGAGCCAGGUCGCCCUGUCCGCACUGGCAGUGCCCAGUUCAUCCGGGAACUACGGGGUCGGACUUUCCCCAGUGCCGACGAGGUGCUGCUCCGACCGAGCGGAGCCCAGCUGACGGUGGAAUACUUGGAAGAAAAAACCUUCAGCGUUCCCAUCUUGGUAGCCCGGAAAGAAGGAUUGGGAAUGACGUUACCCCCCCCCACCUUCACCCCGCGGGAUGUAGAACAUUAUGUGGGGGCGGAGAAGAUCAUCGACGUCAUCGAUGUGGGGAGACAAGCCGACUGCAGGAUGCGCCUGGGGGAUUUCGUCGCCUAUUUGGGGGGAGCCCGACGCGACCGCGUCCUCAAUGUCAUCAGCCUGGAGUUCUCUGACACGCG